AUGCAAAUAUCGAUCACAAAAACAAAAUCAAUAGUCACAAGCAAAGGACCAAAACGAUGCAAGCUUCUCUUUGCAGACCAACCUAUAGAACAAGUUAUGUCGUUCAGUUAUCUUGACGUGGAGAUAUCCUCGAACCCAGAUAGAACACACGAGAUUUGUAAACAGGCAGAUAAAGCAUGCAGGGUUGCCGGUGCACUUCGCGACGUCAUAUUCAACAAUAAACAUAUGAGUAAACAUUCGAAAGCCAGGAUCUACAAAACUUGUGUUCGACCCAUUAUGACGUACGGCAUAGAAACUCGAGCGCAUAACAAGAAAACAAAGUCCAUCCUAAGAACGACUGAAAUGAAGAUACUGAGAACCAUAUCUGAUGGGUACACGCUGAGAGAUAGGAAGAGGAACACAGCCAUCCGAGAGGAAUGCCAGACUCGGGACAUAUUUAAAUGGGGAAGAAACGACCACGUCAGCAGAAUGGACGCAGGCAGAAUUGCUAGGAUAGCCCGAGACGGAAUCCCAGGUACCAGAAGACCAAUCGGCAGACCCCCUAAGCGCUAG
This is a messenger RNA of Harmonia axyridis, 552 nucleotides long. RefSeq lists its product as uncharacterized. The record is from RefSeq and is a predicted model, not a curated record. Bases 1 to 552 code for a protein of 183 amino acids. The transcript has a single exon. NCBI's taxonomy places the organism in Eukaryota, Metazoa, Arthropoda, Insecta, Coleoptera, Coccinellidae.